Molecule: messenger RNA, 968 nt
Organism: Balearica regulorum gibbericeps (East African grey crowned-crane)
Lineage: Eukaryota; Metazoa; Chordata; Aves; Gruiformes; Gruidae
Source: RefSeq, a predicted model, not a curated record
CUAAACAUGAAUUCUGCUCCAACCUUCAUUAACUUUCCUGCUAAAGGGAAGCCCAAACGAGGUGACACAUAUGAACUUCAGGUGCGUGGCUUUGCAGCUGAACAGCUUGCUCGUUGGGUGGCUGACAGAACUGAUGUCAAUAUUCGUGUGAUAAGGCCGCCAAACUAUGCUGGACCGUUGAUGUUAGGACUGCUGCUGGCUGUCAUCGGAGGCCUGGUAUAUUUACGUGGAAGCAACCUGGAUUUUCUUUAUAACAAAACUGGCUGGGCGUUUGCUGCUUUGUGUUUUGUGUUAGCAAUGACAUCGGGCCAGAUGUGGAACCACAUCAGAGGUCCACCCUAUGCUCAUAAGAAUCCCCAUACAGGACAAGUGAACUAUAUCCAUGGAAGCAGCCAAGCCCAAUUUGUGGCAGAAACACACAUUGUUCUUCUGUUCAAUGGUGGUGUUACUUUAGGAAUGGUACUCCUCCACGAAGCUGCUACUUCUGACAUGGAUGUGGGGAAAAGAAAAAUUAUGUGUAUUGCUGGUAUUGGCUUGGUGGUGGUGUUCUUCAGCUGGUUGCUGUCUGUCUUCAAAUCUAAAUACCAUGGCUACCCAUACAGUUUCCUAAUGAGUUAAAGGAUUCCAGAAUCGGUAACAUCACAAAGGUGGCGACUCUGAAAUUGCGUGUAAUGGAAUGGAAGAGCUAGAUAUGUAUGGUUCGUGCUACCUCUCUUUACACUGAAUGAGAUAGUUAAACACUGAACCAAAGAGGACAUGUAGUGCCUUAAAUAUAACAAGCAAUUUACUCUGAAGGACACAGAGUAUUAAGAUGCAAUCUCUUUUUUCAUAAGCUUUACAUCUUCUUAAACAAUUCUACUUCUAGUGAAAUUCAGAACUUAAUGCUUAGAAAAACAUUUCUGUAGACUAACUAGAAACAGUACUUUAAAUUCAAUUUCAUAAUCUGUUUUCCAUAUGUUUCUUUUUCC